Molecule: messenger RNA, 374 nt
Organism: Phytophthora sojae
Lineage: Eukaryota; Oomycota; Peronosporomycetes; Peronosporales; Peronosporaceae
Exons: 2
Coding region: 32-217 (61 amino acids)
Source: RefSeq, a predicted model, not a curated record
AGAAGACGAGCAAGCUGACCUCGCUUCCACCAUGGCUCUGUCGGUGCGCGCCAAGAACUUCAUCCUGGGCGGCAGCCUCGCCACCUUCGCGUCCGCCGUCUUUGGCUACACCUUCUACCAGAUGAGCCGGGAUGAUUUCAAGGACCUGGACACGGUGAAGGUGAACGUGCACCAGAGCGGCAUCAAGCCCUCUGCGCCCGGCAAGCACGACGAGUAAACAGAACACUGCAUCGAGACCUUCGUCAGGCACAACAAACGCGUUACGAAGAAGCCUCUCUUGCAUGCGUUGGCCGCCGGUGCAUCAGCGCUUGUCCUUCAAGCAGCUUACAAAGGUGAACCAGCCUAACCCAAUUGCAUUAAAGAAACUUCCGCGG